CACAAGUACGCCGACUGUGAAUUUUGUUCAGAGCUUCACUCUGUCGGUUGAAUUGUGACUGUGAAAGUGAUCGACGAAGGAGGAUGGAGAAAAAGAAAUUGCUUCCUCGACAAUGGCUGCUGGUAAGACAGUUUCCCGGAAGCGGAAAAUGCAUCCGAGUUUCAAGAAAACUGAUUUGCUAAUUCCGGUGUCGUGGGGGUGUCAAAUCCGUCUUUCAAACCUAAAGGAGCACGGCCCUUGUAUUUCUAUCGCGAGGGCACAGGCUGUGCGUCACGAGCGGCGCAUGAUCCGCAUUCACCGAAAAGUUGUUGAAGAUGAGUUUGAAAGCGAAGUCGGUGAUGAGGCCUUCGACCUGUUUGGUAGAAGGUGGCUGCACGCGGGACAAUGGGGCAAAGAUCAUCCCGUCAACGAUUGGGUUCAUCCCGCUUGGAGGCAGAGAGGAGGGAUUUUUGAGUUUUACGAACGAAUGUGAUUU
Molecule: messenger RNA, 475 nt
Organism: Athalia rosae (coleseed sawfly)
Lineage: Eukaryota; Metazoa; Arthropoda; Insecta; Hymenoptera; Athaliidae
Exons: 3
Coding region: 113-472 (119 amino acids)
Source: RefSeq, a predicted model, not a curated record